Zophobas morio is the source of this 1759-nucleotide messenger RNA. RefSeq names its product TBC1 domain family member 13. Lineage: Eukaryota; Metazoa; Arthropoda; Insecta; Coleoptera; Tenebrionidae. Gene Ontology annotation, molecular function: GTPase activator activity. Bases 40 to 1209 code for a protein of 389 amino acids. The record is from RefSeq and is a predicted model, not a curated record. The transcript is spliced from 8 exons. Gene Ontology annotation, biological process: intracellular protein transport; activation of GTPase activity.
UGGUCGAACUGUCAAACUUCUGUCACUCUCCAUCAAAAUAUGGCAUAUAAAGCACGACUUAAGGAAUUCGAUGAUGUCUUACAAGAAGACUCGAUAGACGGGCAAAGACUGCGAGAACUGUCGUUCCAUGGUAUUCCUGACGAUCAAGGCAAACGGGCGCUAUGUUGGCGGCUGCUUUUAAAUUAUCUCCCUGUAGAAAAAGCACAAUGGCCAUCAUUCUUACAACAAAAAAGAAACUUGUACAAACAGUUCAUAGAGGAAAUGAUAGUAAUGCCGGGGUCUCAGGAGUGCAACGGUGACGUCACUGAGGGCGACCACCCCUUGAGCAUCAACCCUGAUAGUCAGUGGCAGACUUUCUUUAAAGAUAAUGAGGUUUUGCUGCAAAUUGAUAAAGAUGUGAGGAGACUGUGUCCUGAUAUUUCGUUUUUUCAACAACCAACGGAGUUUCCCUGCUUUGAAAUUGUUAAUAGUAAUGAUGUUAAAAGGUUGCAUACUAGGGUGCAGAGGAGUGUGCUGAAAUGUGCCAAUGUAGAGCGCAAAGGUUUAGGAAUUACAAAGAUAGCCUUAUCGAUCAAAAAAGCGAAUGAGGACUACGCGCCCAUGACUGAGGGCAAAGAAGCUCAUUGGGAAGUAGUCGAACGAAUUCUUUUCCUUUACGCGAAACUAAACCCUGGCCAGAGUUAUGUCCAAGGAAUGAACGAAAUAAUAGGUCCUAUUUACCACGCUUUCGCCUCCGAUCCUGACGUAACAUUUCGAGAACACGCCGAAUGUGACAGCUUCUUUUGUUUCACCAACCUAAUGUCUGAAAUUCGCGAUUUCUUUAUAAAAAGCCUCGACGAGACCGACCAUGGAAUCAACAAAAUGAUGAGCCGAAUGUUACAACAAUUAAAAAACAGCGACUUAGACGUGUGGCUGAAGUUCCAACAGUUGGAACUGAAGCCACAGUAUUACAGUUUUAGGUGGAUCACUCUUUUACUGUCGCAAGAAUUUCCCCUACCCGACGUGCUCAGGAUAUGGGAUACGUUAUUCUCGGAUGAGUCGAGAUUCGAUUUUUUGAUUUAUGUUUGUUGUGCUAUGAUCGUUAUAUUGAGGAAUAGGCUGUUAAACGGCGAUUUUCCGUCCAAUUUAAAAUUGUUACAAAACUUCCCACCCAUGGAUGUACAGAUAAUUUUAUCCAAGGCUGUUGAAUUGUCUCAACAAAAAAACUAGCUUUAAGCGUACUAUAUUAUUUCCAAAUUCGAAUUUUGCUAUUUUAGUGUCACGUUGCCAUCCUGUUACUUUACUCAUUUUUUUCUCGUUUCUCGUGUAAGUGUAUCCAAUAUUCAUUACUCUAAUUGGUCAAUUUGUUAUCAUCAUUUUGCAUGAAGUAGAGGCUCAAUAAUUGACCAAUAACAUCACACUUUUUACUCAUGCGCGUUUCAGUUACUGAUCCCUGUUUUGUACGUAUCAAUGACAAUCAGCCUUAAGGGGAUCUCUGUUCCUAUUACAUUAAACAUUAAAAACGAACAUCACAUAAUCGUGAUUUUAUUUAGUUGUAAGCAUUUAUCUACAUUAUGUACUCUAAUAAGUGUGUAGUGGAUAGAAAAAACCAUGACAGGAAAUGAAAAUGCCCAAAGCCUUACAAUUGCCGUUUUUACGUUUCCUGCACUGGCAACGGCCGUGUUACCGAACUUCCAUAUUUGAAGUCAAUUUUAUACUUUUCAUAAUAUUGUAAGCAGUUAAAAUCUUAUUUUAUUAAUAAAAUUUGUUAAAACGUAAA